GAGACUGUGACAUAAAUCUCACAUGUUUAAGUAAUGUUAAUAUUGGAGAUCUUAAUAUAGAUUUUAAUGCUCUCGAAAUCCUUAUAUGUGAGAUAUUCAAGCUAAAAAUGGCCCUAACGCCAAUGUGGAGAAUAGCCAUGUUGUGGUUACUGGUUAUGACACAGCAACAUAAUUCUUCAAUGACUGAUAAUUGCUCCAAAUAAAACAGUUUCAGUAGAUUGCGACACCCGUUUAAUGCUUUGCCGAUCCUUAUAUUUUUUGAAAUAUUCAAAUUAGAAAAAUGCCUGUGUCUGUUAUAAUGCCUGGGUGAAGUCUUACUGACAGGGUUACAGGAACAGUGAGCGACACUUAUUCCUGUUUUUGAUUACAAUCUAAUCCUGUUUUACAUUGCCACAAAUCUCGUUUUUUGAGUUAUUAAAAUUCGAAAAGUACGAUUUACAGUACUAAUCCUUAUAUACUGAAUAGCUAUUUUAGGUCGAUAUUGUUAACACUGUAAUGUACAUUGUGUGUCUGGACACCUUUUCUGUUACGUUUAUGUCAUUUGUAAUUAAUCUCUUUUUAAUUGCCUUAUUUAAUUUUUCAUACUUUUAAUUUGAAAAAACAUUCUUGUAUCCAUCUUUGUGAAUUUAUAUGAUGGAUUAAAAGAGAUCCAGGACGACACUGCGCAAAAAUGAAGCGGUUUGUAUAGUGCAAAAUAUCAGAACCCAGUUCUGUAUACUUCGUUUCUUUGAAGAUACAGUAUUUGAAAAUGCGUCAUCCAACAAAAUGACAUCUAAAGGCCUUAAGAUACUUUUAUUUUGAUACAUUAUAUUCCGUUCACAAGCGGAAGUAUUUCUUUUCUUUUGCUUGCGUCACACAGUAAGUGUGUCCACAUUGAGCUUCCGUAGAGUGCUAAUUACUGUUUUUUUUCCGUAUUUCGCUGCUGUUACAUGUGGAGAGCAAGAGUUUACUGGCGAUGGCUGAUGUUAGUAGUUUCUUAAGUGACGCAGUGGUGGGUCAGUUUGAAGACGCAGAGUCAUCGGAUUGUGAAGGCAAUGUUAAUGAAAAGAAUAUUGGUUCAUUGAUAACAUUAGAAGAUAAUGUGAACAGCCUAACACUUGAUGCCUCAGUGGAAGAAAGAAAUGAUGAAGAUUUUGAAAAUGAAGAUGUCGAGGAUGACUGGGAUUGGGGAGAUUCUGGAGGUGAUCUUACAAAACGAUAUGCAGCUUUCAAGGGGAGCAACCAACAGUCAAAUCCCCAGAACCCAAGCCGUACCUCAAAAAUAUCUACACCUUCUGACAAGAUGCUGAGAAAAUAUGAACACAAAAUCAAUUUAGAUAAGCUAAAUUUUGCUGACUCUAUUAUAAACAAAGUAACUGAAAUGCAGAGACAAAAGGAUUCUGGAACGUAUAGAGUUAAGGAUAAAUCUGACAGAGCUACUGUGGAGCAGGUUUUGGAUCCAAGGACUCGGAUGAUUCUUUUCAAAAUGCUGAGCAGAGGGGUGAUAUCAGAUAUCAGUGGUUGCAUUAGCACUGGCAAAGAGGCCAAUGUGUAUUAUGCAACAACAGCAAGAGGAGAAACUCGAGCAAUUAAGAUUUACAAGACUUCAAUUUUAACGUUUAAGGAUCGGGAUAAAUAUGUCAGUGGUGAAUUUCGGUUUCGCCAUGGUUAUUGCAAAGGAAAUCCAAGAAAAAUGGUGAGAACUUGGGCUGAAAAAGAGAUGAGGAAUUUAAUAAGGUUACAAGCAGCACAGAUACCAUGCCCAGAACCUAUCAUAUUAAGAAGUCAUGUUCUUGUGAUGUCCUUUAUUGGCAAGAAUGACAUGCCUGCUCCAUUAAUGAAGAAUGCACAGUUAACUGAAUCUAAAGCACGAGAGCUGUAUCUUCAAAUUAUUCAGUAUAUGAGAAGAAUGUAUCAGGAUGCAAAGUUGGUCCAUGCUGAUCUCAGUGAAUUUAACAUGUUAUAUCAUAAUGGUGAUGCUUACAUUAUUGAUGUGUCUCAGUCUGUAGAGCAUGACCACCCACAUGCUUUGGAAUUUCUAAGGAAGGACUGUGCUAACAUUAAUGAUUUUUUCUUGAAGUGGCAAGUUGCUGUGAUGACUGUACGUGAGCUCUUUGAGUUUGUAACAGACCCUUCAAUUACAAAUGAGAACAUUGAUGAUUACCUAGAAAAGGCAAUGGAAAUUGCUUCUUCUAGGACUGCAGAAGAAAGGUCUAAUCAAGAUAAAGUAGAUGAAGAGGUUUUUAAAAAGGCUUACAUUCCAAGAACACUGAAUGAAGUGAGUAACUAUGAAAGAGACUUUGACCUUCUGAUGAAAGCAAAAGAGGAGGAUGCAACCUUGAAUGCACUAGAUGACAAUAUUCUGUACCAGACCGUGACAGGGCUUAAGAAAGAUUUGUCUGGAGUGCAAAGGGUGCCUGCAAUCCUGGAAGAAAGAAUAAGUGGCUCUGAAAGCUCCGAGUCUGAAGAAGGAAGUUUGCAGUCAGAUACUGAGGAAUGUGCAAAAGAGCCAAAUGAUCAAGAAUUGCAUCAAAAUAUAGACAAAAAGGAGAGAAAGAAAAUAGUCAAAGAAGCUCAAAGGGAAAAAAGGAAAAAUAAAGUCCCAAAACAUGUCAAGAAACGAAAAGAGAAGGUUGCAAAAAUGAAAAAGGGAAAAUAACCUGCAACAUGGAUCAAACAUCUACUGGUAUGCACAUCUGAUGGAAAGCAUCCAAUUACACAAUAUUAACAGUGAUGCAUCAACAGUGUUAUAAUAAAUAUAAUUUUUACAAGAACUGCAAUCAUUUGGUACUUUCCAAACUAUUUUCCAUUAAAACAACAUUUAAUAUUU
Polypterus senegalus (gray bichir) is the source of this 2809-nucleotide messenger RNA. It is a transcript of the gene riok1, whose product is annotated as RIO kinase 1 (yeast). NCBI's taxonomy places the organism in Eukaryota, Metazoa, Chordata, Cladistia, Polypteriformes, Polypteridae. Gene Ontology annotation, biological process: maturation of SSU-rRNA. The record is from RefSeq and is a predicted model, not a curated record. The transcript has 17 exons. Gene Ontology annotation, cellular component: cytosol; preribosome, small subunit precursor. Gene Ontology annotation, molecular function: protein serine/threonine kinase activity; ATP binding. The coding region runs from base 956 to 2638 and encodes 560 amino acids.